Malaya genurostris is the source of this 3174-nucleotide messenger RNA. RefSeq lists its product as uncharacterized. Gene Ontology annotation, biological process: DNA integration. Bases 1 to 3174 code for a protein of 1057 amino acids. Gene Ontology annotation, molecular function: nucleic acid binding. The transcript has a single exon. NCBI's taxonomy places the organism in Eukaryota, Metazoa, Arthropoda, Insecta, Diptera, Culicidae. The record is from RefSeq and is a predicted model, not a curated record.
AUGGCUCUACGGCGGCUGCAAUGCCUGAAAAAACGGAUGGAUAAGGAUCCAGAACUGGCUGAAACUCUGAAUCAAAAAAUCACCGACCUUGUUACAAAGGGAUACGCGAGAAAACUUACGGAGCAAGAACUAAAUCAAGCUUUCCCGCGAGUCUGGUAUUUGCCAAUAUUCCCGGUGACUAAUAUCCACAAACCUGGGAAAAUCCGUAUGGUAUGGGACGCGGCUGCAGCAGCCUACGGAGUAACACUGAACUCGGUUCUAUUGAAAGGGCCUGAUUUGCUCUGUGAUCUGUUCAACAUACUGAUCCGAUUUCGGGAAGGCAAGAUCGCGCUGACCGGAGACGUACGUGAAAUGUUUUUGCAAGUUCUUAUACGAGCUGAAGAUCAGCAAUGUCAGCGUUUCCUCUGGUACGACGAUAACGGUGAAGUAGUUGUUUACAUCCUAAAGGUCAUGACGUUCGGAGCGUGUUGCUCCCCUAGUACGGCGCAUUUUAUAAAAAAUUUAAACGCCGAUCGAUUCAUAGCGAAGUUUCCAGAUGCUGUUGAAGUGAUCCAGAAACGUCACUACGUCGACGAUAUGCUGGUUAGUGUUGCGACGCAUCAGCAAGCAAUUGAACUCGCUAAACAGGUGAAGCAAAUACAUGCCGAUGGCGGAUUCGAGAUCCGUAACUGGAUAAGCAACUCCGAACAGGUUACUAAGGCGUUACAAGAGAAACGGACGGAGGAGAAGAGCCUUGACCUCUCUCCUGAAUUUUCUACAGAAAAGGUUCUCGGCAUGUGGUGGUGUACUUCUUCGGAUACAUUCACGUAUAAGAUUGGUUGGAAUCGUUAUGGUCGUGCUCUGUUAGAAGGUGAAAUUCAUCCAACAAAAAGGGAUAUGCUGCGUGUUCUGAUGUCUAUUUUCGAUCCUCUUGGUUUGAUCGCACAUUUUCUCAUGUACUUAAAAGUUAUCCUCCAAGAUGUUUGGCGUGCCGGAAUUGAUUGGGACGACCAAAUCGACAACACACUGUUCGAAAAGUGGCAGAGAUGGCUUCAAGUGCUUCCAAGAGUCGAAGAAAUUAGUAUUCCUCGGUGCUACUUCAGUCACACAGAUGCUGUUGGCGAAAAUAUUCAGCUCCACACGUUCGUAGAUGCUGGCGACAAUGGCAUUGCAGCAGCGUGUUAUUUGCGCGUCGUUCAGGACGGCAUCGUUGAGUGCAGACUAGUUGCCGCGAAAACUAGAGUCGCUCCAUUAAAGUAUAUGUCAACGCCUAAACUUGAGCUCCAAGCAGCGUUAGUGGGCGCGCGACUAUCUCGAUCAGUUUCCGAAGCUCUUGUUAUCAAAUUCUCUCGAAAAAUGUUUUGGUCAGACUCACAGGACGUAAUAUGUUGGAUCAAGUCGGAUCACCGCCGUUAUUCACAGUUUGUGGCAUUCCGAGUUAGUGAAAUACUGGAGACGACAGAGAUGAGCGAAUGGAGAUACGUUCCUACCGAUUUAAACGUGGCAGACGAUGGGACCAAGUGGAAAGGGGUUCCUGAUUUGACUUCAAAGGCCAGAUGGUUUAACGGCCCUAAAUUUCUUUAUCAAUCAGACGAAUGUUGGCCGGUUUCGUGUAAGAACUCGUUGGCUACAGAGGUAGAAUUACGUCCGAGCGUAUUAGUUCACUCUGUCGCAGCAGUGCCCGCGGUAUGCGUUACCGACUUUUCUUCUUGGAAUCGGUUAGUUAAUGUCGUUGCUCUGGUACGUAGAUUUGUGAAAAAUUGCAAACUAAAACUCAAGAAAAGUUCAAUCGUGGUUGGGCCACUUUCAAGCCAAGAAAUAUCUUCCUCAGCUCAUUAUUUAAUCCGUCAAGCGCAGCAGGAGGCCUAUCAAGACGAAAUUACCGUCUUAAAACAAUCACAGCAAGAUCUAGAGCGUUCUACAGCGCGGAUUCCCACUACAAGUUCAAUUUAUAAGAAAUCACCGUGGAUAGACCAGAAUUCGAUUUUGAGAAUGCGAGGCCGCAUCGCCGCCUGUGACUACGCUACAGAGGAUGCAAAGAAUCCGAUAAUUCUGCCCCGUGACCACCAUACCACCAAGUUGAUCGUUGCACAUUAUCACCAAAAAUAUCACCACCAGAAUCACGAGACCGUGAUUAACGAAAUUCGCCAGAAAUACAGCAUUCCCAAACUCCGUGCGACAUACUCCAAAGUAAAAAGAGACUGUCAGCGAUGUAUGAACUACAGAGCACUCCCGCAAGUUCCAAUCAUGGCCGACUUACCAUCAGCACGCCUGGAUGCCUUCACGCGCCCUUUCACGCAUGUUGGCGUCGAUUUCUUCGGACCGUACGAGAUCGUCAUAGGACGUCGAGCAGAAAAGCGUUGGGGGAUGCUGGCAACGUGUCUCACAGUUCGGGCGAUUCACAUCGAGGUUGUGAACUCACUUAGUUCUGACUCGUGCAUAAUGGCACUUAGAAAUUUUGUGGCAAGGAGAGGUAAACCGAGAACCUUUUACAGUGAUCGUGGCACUAAUUUUGUCGGUGCAAACCGUGUUAUCAAAGAAGCAGAAGGUUCUAUCAACCAUGAAGAAUUGAUGAGAGAAUUCACCGACGCGGAAACUAGCUGGACGUUUCUACCUCCUUCUUCUCCUCAUAUGGGUGGGAGUUGGGAACGCCUGAUUGGGUGCGUUAAAAAGAACUUGAUGGUAGUUUUGCAUGCUCGGAAGCUCAGUGACGAAGUUCUGCGAAACGUGUUAACAGAAGUUGAAAAUGUCGUAAACUCUCGACCGUUGACACAUGUUCCCGUUGACGAUGAUUCAGCGCCUGCUUUGACCCCGAAUCAUUUCCUGCUGGUAUCAUCCAACGGAGUUAAACCGUUAAGCACUAUCGUCGAUACUGAUGCCGUGCUUCGUCAAAGCUGGCGAUUAUCUCAGGUUCAAGCAAAUCGUUUUUGGACACGUUGGGUAACUGAUUAUCUGCCAGAAAUAACCCGUCGUACGAAAUGGUUCAACUAUACGAAACCGAUCCAGCCGGAUGAUGUUGUAGUGAUUGUCGACCCGCAAUCGCCUAGGAGCUGCUGGCCAAAGGGGAGAAUUAUUUGCACUCAACCGGGCCGAGACGGUCUACCAAGAUCAGCGACUGUAAGGACUUCGGCCGGCAUUUAUGAACGACCAGUUGCCAAGUUGGCCAUACUAGACGUGCGGCGCGACGUUGUGUAA